UAAUGACAAGAAAAUGCGCACUUUGUGGGAAAAUAGGUCACAAUUCAAGAACCUGCGCCACUCAGAAAGGGAGUGAUUUUGUUGGUAAAUUUAGGCUAUUUGGCGUGCAACUUGACUUAUCUUCUUCUUCUUCUUCUUCUUCUUCUUCAUCUUCUUCACCUUCUUCUUCUUCUAUGAGAAAGAGUUUAAGCAUGGAUUGCUUGUCAUCCUCUUCAUCAACACCCUCCUCUUCAUCACCAGCUUCUCUCCUUACCAUGGAUGAUCAUCAUAUUUCUGAUGACCUCAAUAUUGCUACAAAUCAAGAAAGAAGAAAGAAGGGUUUGCCAUGGAGUGAGGAGGAGCACCGGAUGUUUUUGUUUGGGCUGGGAAGGCUGGGUAAGGGAGAUUGGAGGGGCAUGUCCAGGAAUUUUGUCACAACAAGAACUCCAACCCAAGUAGCCAGCCAUGCACAAAAAUAUUUUCUUCGUCAGAACCGCCUCAACAAAACAAAUCUCCGAUCCAGCCCCCUUUUCGAUGUAACGGCGAAGCUCUAGAGUCUAGAUGUAUGCAUUAUGCAUAUGCAUGGAUUUCCUUUAAUUAAUUAUGGAUUUUUGCACCUUAUUUUGGAAGGCGAUCGACAGGGGAGAAAUUAAUCCACAUCUUACUAUUGGUUAGUCAAGCUUGUGUGCCAUCUCACAUCUGGGUUUUCGCCGGAUCGGAUCGGAUCGGAGGAUGCCACCGGCCGGAAGAAAUAGUACUUGGGGAAUAACGUGUACAAAUAUAUCUAAUAAUUAUUUUUUCAGUUCAUGUGUGAAAUAGUCAUCUUUGGGCGUUGAACUUUUACCACGUUAUAGCAGCACGUACGUGCUUUAAUUAAC
Molecule: messenger RNA, 857 nt
Organism: Corylus avellana
Lineage: Eukaryota; Viridiplantae; Streptophyta; Magnoliopsida; Fagales; Betulaceae
Product: transcription factor MYBS3-like
Biological process (GO): response to gibberellin; response to ethylene
Molecular function (GO): DNA binding
Source: RefSeq, a predicted model, not a curated record